Eleginops maclovinus (Patagonian blennie) is the source of this 514-nucleotide messenger RNA. It is a transcript of the gene rplp2a, whose product is annotated as ribosomal protein, large P2. Lineage: Eukaryota; Metazoa; Chordata; Actinopteri; Perciformes; Eleginopidae. Gene Ontology annotation, molecular function: structural constituent of ribosome. The transcript has 5 exons. Gene Ontology annotation, biological process: cytoplasmic translational elongation. The coding region runs from base 113 to 463 and encodes 116 amino acids. Gene Ontology annotation, cellular component: ribosome; cytosolic large ribosomal subunit. The record is from RefSeq and is a predicted model, not a curated record.
AGGACCAAUGAAAUCGACGCAUUUUCAGUCCUCUACAAUUCCCGGCCCCUCCUCUUCCCCUCUUCUGGAUUCUCUAGCGUGACCGACGUUUCGUGUCUGUUAAGACUUAAAAAUGCGUUACGUGGCCGCUUACCUCCUGGCUGUGCUUGGUGGAAACACCAGCCCCUCUGCAAAGGACAUCAAGGCCAUCUUGGGCAGCGUAGGAAUUGAGGCCGAUGACGACCGUUUAAACAAAGUCAUUAGCGAGCUGAAUGGGAAAGACAUCAAUGAAGUCAUGAACUCAGGCCUCUCUAAGUUAACCUCCGUACCAGCUGGUGGUGCUGUGGCGGCUCCUGCUGCUGCUGCUGCUGCUACUGCUGCUGCUGUUGGGGCUGCGCCUGCUGCUGCGGAAGAGAAAAAGGAGGAGAAGAAAGAGGAAUCAGAAGAGUCAGAUGAAGACAUGGGCUUCGGGCUCUUUGAUUAAUCUGGAUUCUGCCUCUGAAAAGCAAUAAAAAUGGAAAAGGUUUACACUGAA